Messenger RNA from Psylliodes chrysocephalus, 1268 nucleotides. Lineage: Eukaryota; Metazoa; Arthropoda; Insecta; Coleoptera; Chrysomelidae. The record is from the annotation of a GenBank genome assembly.
UAAAUGUACGCGAUAUAACCGAACUUCGAUUUUAGCUGCCCAAAUUUCGAAUAAAGAAAGAAGAAGAAGCUAACCAAAUUUUUUAGGUUAUGUUGUGGAAGUUUAAAAAGGGUAAAAAAUAGUAUUUAAAAUACUUAUUAAUAAAAUGGCACUUGUAUUUUCAAAUGUAUUCGCCAAAUCGAAUAUAAAAGCAAUAGAGGAUAAGUUUUUUAAAUUAAGCAUAAUUUGUAGUUCCAAUCAAAUAAGAGAAAGACAUGUCUUAAAUCCGAAACCUCGACUAAGAAACCCCACAUGGUUUACAAAAAAAAUGAUAGCUGAGAGAGAUGAACAAGUAACUCCAGAAAAUGAAAAAUUUAUACAGCAAAUUAUUCAAGACAAAUAUAGCAAUGUAUCUCCUAAGGGAGAAAUACCUGGAAAUAUUGAAUGGACUCCGGAGCUACAGAGAACAGGUGUAAUCGCGAAAAAAAUUGGAAUUUAUCCUUUAUGGUUAAAAAAUGGAAAAAAAAUUCAAACAACAUUAUUACAAGUAUUGGAUAACCAUGUUAUAAAACAUUACCUUCCAGAAGAAUAUGACCCGCCUAGAAAAGGACCAAUUGGGAUACGUAAUAAAAAAGCUUGUUUGCUUUUAGGAGCUGAGGGUGGAGAUCCAUCACUCUUCACAAAAGAUUAUUGUGGUUUAUUUAAAGAAUCUGGCGUUAUACCAAAAAAGAUCCUAGCAAGAUUUUUUGUGAGUCCAAAUGCAGCACUACCUUUAGGGACACUCGUCAGUGCUAUGCAUUUUCAAGUUGGAAAUGCUCUUGAUAUUAGAGCAAAAACGAUUGAUCGUGGUUUUCAAGGGGUAAUGAAACGCCACGGAUUCAAGGGUAUGCCAGCAUCUCACGGAGUAACAAAAACGCAUCGAAGGGGUGGUAAUAUUGGUGGUGGAGGCGAAAAAGGUCGAGUCUGGCCAGGUACAAAAAUGCCAGGACAUAUGGGUAACACAUGGAGAAUAGCUAAAGGAGUAAAAAUUUUAAGGAUAAACAGAAAAUACAAUGUAUUGUGGGUUACUGGACAGGCAAUACCUGGAGAAACGAAUUCCAUUUGUUUCAUUUAUGAUUCUAAAUUACCAUUAAGGAAGCCCGAAAAGCCCCUGCCAUUUCCAACUUACUUGGAAAAAGUAGAUGACGAUACGCCCGAGGAUCAGUACGAUGAAAGUGUCCAUCAAUUCGGCGAUCCAUCCAUUGUUUAUGCUGAGAAAAAAUAAUUUAAAUAGAGUUAUAUAAGAGAAA